Molecule: messenger RNA, 9222 nt
Organism: Varroa destructor (honeybee mite)
Lineage: Eukaryota; Metazoa; Arthropoda; Arachnida; Mesostigmata; Varroidae
Product: glutamate receptor 4-like
Cellular component (GO): membrane
Molecular function (GO): ligand-gated monoatomic ion channel activity
Source: RefSeq, a predicted model, not a curated record
UCUGAAACUCGUAUGACGCUCGCAUCUGAAGCUUAGUUAUGAAGUAUGCUUUCUACAUGCGAUACACAAAUGUACGUGUCGUUCGCAGACAUUGUCCCACUUGCGAGGGAAGUUACUAGUUUGUAUUCUUCAAAGGUAUCCGCAAGUUAAAUCAGUAUAGUGGAGUUGAUUACUAAAUUACACAUUUGCAUGUCAAGGUAGCUAUUUAUAUGAUAUUCGAAUACACAUUGCAGAAAUCCUAGCUGCGGAUCUGAGCUGACAGGACCUUCUUUCUGAUAGAUCACGUAUUGUCUUGCGACAACAAUUUCUAUUCAUAAUAACACAAAUAGUACUGGAUCACAGAGCGUUUCUGGAAAACUUCUGAGUGGUCGUAGUCUAAAUAGACCUUCAGGUGUGGGGCAUCGCUGAAAAUAGAUUUAAUUUUCCUCCCAGUUAUUCACAAGCCGCUUUCCGCCAUACCUUGAGUUCAGGAGCACUCUUCCAGAAGAAUAACACGGGUUUUGACAACAGCAUUUGAUCUAACCUGUAAACUCUAUUUUCCUGGAACGCAGUCCAUGUCAGUAUUUGCAUGCAAUAUUCGCUGAUCUUCAACAUUCAUUGGCGUGGCUCCUAAGAAUUCUACACUCUUUAAGCCAGCUCGAAUUAAAUUACCCCCAAAACAUCAUGGAGCUUCUUGCUUGGGAAUAUUGGCCAGGCAAGCGAGGUCGUUCUAGACGACGGAGCUACUGAGCUCGAUUUUUUUCGGCAGGCCAUAGGGAUGUCUCGAAAUGACACUGAAAGUCCACUGCUAAUCUCAGUAAUCAUCAGCGAUUUACAUACUGAAUAAAACUAAUUUACGACGAACUGAAAGAUACUCCGAUGAAGCUCACUCAAAGUGAACGUACGAAAGGCUGAAGCGGUGAAACUUCGCCACGAGAGUUCUCUAGGUUAAGUAGAUUCUCUUCGACUCAGGAUCACAGUAAUCCAAUGCGUCAAUUCCUCUGCGUAUUUUGGUGAACGGCCCGGCAUCAAGGUACGCAAUUAGUUGACGAGCACAUUUCAAAGGACGCGGAAGGCUCUUCUAAUGAUAACAAUAAUUUUCGAUCCGCAAAAUCUGUUGGUAUAAAAAUUUUUUGACUGAAAGAUUGCAGCUACGGAUUGCAGCUAAUAUGAGAAUAUUUCGAAAAAUAAAUCACUUGUUCGAACUAGGCCAUUCAAAGCCUAGCCCAAUUCAGAUGUAUCCUGCGUUCCCAAAACUCAACCAGGAACCAAAAUAUCGACUUACUCUGUGAGGCACUACUAUUUGUUAAGGAGCAGGUAGCCACAAGGCAGCUACCUAGAGGUUUUUACGUGUGUUUCGUUGUCUUUUUAGAAAAAGGUCGGCAAAUUUGUGAAUUAAAGACAAAAAUUGCCGAAAAGGUUCUAAGGCGAAAGAGCUUCAGCUAACUUGUCGUCCGCGCAAAGGGAAGAUUUGAAAAAUUUCGUGCCCCUAACCGACAAACAAAGGGACUAGCAGGUAACUCAUUUGUGCCUUAUCGUGGAGCAGUGAAGGCGUAUAUUUUAGUUGGCAUGUUUACUCGGUUCUAUGCACCAGCUUGUGUGUUAAGCGGCCUAGGGGCUCACAAAGCCUGUCUUCUGUUUGCCGUGCUACAGUUAUGUUCAUGGAAAAACUGGAGGCAGCGGCGGUAACAGCAAUGGCAGUCUAGCUGCUAUGUAUGUUUUUACACCAUUAUAUUAUUAUACAGCUAUGCCAUUGUAUGUGUUUCAGUAUAAGCAGGUGUGGAUACGAGCGUGUGUGCGGUCAGAAGUUGACUCCCCUAGUCACGUCUACGUCAGUGCAUGAGCUCGCGAGAGUACGAGAAAGAAUCAGCCCGAAAGAGUUAGAGCAACUGAGGACAUAAAGAAAAAGAAGCUACUAUGGAGACGAAAAGCCGCUUUCGCAUAACAAAUAAACGGAAACGAGAAAGCUUAAUUAGACCACCAGCAGCUCGAAAAGAUCAGCUUGGUCUCCUUGCAUGACCUGCAUGCGCAAUCCUUGCUGCCAUCUAAUCACUCCGCACAAUCUUCUCCGUCCAUCGGCUUGGUCGUGCCCAUUGCCGGCGCACUCGUUUUUGUUUCUUUUGAAUCUCACUUUCCCGCUUAUCUAAUCUCCUUACUAGUCCUCCUUCCCCGCCUGUCUUCUUUUUCUCACUGCUAUGUCAUCUAACCGUUGUAUCGGCGAUUGGAUGCAGACGGUUCGUAUCUGAUCUUGCACCCAUUGAUAGACACAGCUCAAUGCCGGUCAAUGCGUUAAAUCUACUGCGCAUAUGCGCAUGUGAGUGUUUUUCCCAGGCAAUAAGACCAGGCAAGACAGACUGUUCAUUUGCCGGAACUUUGUUGCAGAGAAAUACACGACAACAUCACAGAAUGAAGAAAAUACGAUGUGACAGUUUCUUGUUGUCUAGGUGUUCGCGCAGUUUUUCAGGCACUAUACCUACAGUUCUAUUAGCUGCUGCUGUUCUUAAUUCCGUCAGCCGUUGCUUAUAUGGCUUGUCUCCAUUAGCAGUCAAGAAAAAGAAGCGCGUGAAGGGAACAAGGCCGCUUUUUAAAAGCAUUUUUCCUUUCGUUCUAGUAUUGCCUGUCUACACGUUUCCAUGGUAAUAUUCUCCUUUCCUUACCGACAAAAACUUUCUUUAACCUUCUGUUCUCCGGCGCUAUUUUGGCACCCUUCUUCUUCGCGAUCUUCGUGCGGCUUGGUCUCUUCUUGUCCAUUCCUUGUCACACUGUUCGCGUUUUCGUCGCUCUCAGCUGCCGAUGCCGUCGGCACCGUUCCUAGCGUCGCCAUUGAAUAGAGGAGGAAAGCCAUGCUGGGUGACCUACACACGCCGCUUCAUCACUGAAGGCAACCUCCCGUAUGCGACGAACAGUUUACCGCGCUUUAUCCCACCUGGUGCAACGAUCUGAUUUCUGUUCGUUCCGCCGUUCUUUAUGCGACCCUCGUUGCCUGCACCUUUUCUGAUCGCUUCCCACUCUGUUGGUAACGGUAGAAAUGAAGAGAGGGAUUAGGAUUGGUACCCUACCAAAACGUAGGGACGGAUGAGUUGCAGUUGGUGCUACUUGAGGGAGAAGCAAACAUUUUUGCAAAAUAUACAACUAACCAAAUGCGACUUACUUCCUUGGUCCAUAGGCGGCAGCAGCCGCCGUCGCUGGUUGUGAGGGGAGGGCGCUGAUGGUGGUAAAGGGAAAGGGACUUGGAGUCCGGUUAGCGCCGACCGCGUGUUGCUUUCGCAAAGGCAAACUGGCUCUCGGCCUUGCGCCGGUUGACGUACUUUGAUUCGGUGUGUUGUCGUUCGUCAUGCUGCUGCAUGUCACUACCUCUGUGAGAGGCAGCAAAUCUGGUUUGCCGGCCUUCUAUACAGUACUUGCCGGUAGUUUGAACCCGGACCACGUCAGUCAGUAGCAAACAACCACGACGAUAUCAAGCCAUUACCUAAUAUACAGUACAACUCAGCGGACCGACCAGCGUUGUUGUUGUUGUUGUUGUUCUUCUUCUUCUUCUUCUUCUUGUUCUUGUUGUUUCCGUUGUCGUCGUCGUCGUGAACAGUCGUAUAUGGUGUUUGUGUCUCUUAACGUAUACGUGUGCAUCCCUGGACGGCGCUUCGCAGCCACGGCAAGGAGCGCACUACGUUAAUUGAAAGGUAAUCUACUGGUGCACAAACAAACUCGUACUAAUGCGGCCCCUUCUAGCUGGAUUUCUGUGGUACGUGGUGUCGCCGCUGGUGCACGCCGGCAGCACGGGCGCCGCUGGCGAAAGAAUUCGUGUUUCAAUUGGUACGAUUCUUCCAAAGCAAGAUGUCUAUGAAGGGAUCAUUAAAUACGCUAUCAAAAACUUCGAUAGUAAAACCCUCGAGGUAAACAUGGUAACGAAACGAUUGGAUAGCGCGGACUAUCUUCAAAUCGUCACAGCUGUGUGCCAGCUUAUGAAGGAAGGCGUCCUAGCCUUCAUCAUUCCGCCGGAUUCGCCGCCAGUAGUGCGUGACAUGCUUACGUCGUACUCGUCGCAUUUCCACAUUCCAAUCGUGAGUACUCAGUCGUUUAGUGGGCCUUCACCAGGAGUAUCUAGCCGUUCUUCAUUCUCAGCGUCAAUAUCGAAUGCGGCUCGUGCCGUCGCGGACGGAAGCAGCGGGUCUGGCAGCUCGGCAACAUCUAAUUUGGGUAUUAGCACAUUCGUCCCAUUAGCGGAAGCAGUGGCCGCCCUUUUGAGACGCUACAAAUGGCAGCAGGUGGCCUACAUCCACGAUGAUUCAGCUGCUCCGGAUAUUUUAGAGGCUAUUCAGAACUCCGGAGUAAAGGUUUCGAUCGCGAAAAAGGUGAAAAGCGAGGCUGAGGCUAGCGAUGCCGUUCUCGAGCUAUCCUCGUUAGGAAGAUUACGGCCGGAUAACAUCGAGAAAAUCGUACUCAACGUAAAUAAACCCAGUUUGAUAAAGACUGUACUCACUGGAAUGAUUAGAGAGGUAAAAAGCUUCAAGAAUCUCAACACGCAAUUCAUUCUGGCAAGUCUGGUGACGGACGACUUCUGGCAGAGCAUCCGGUUUCGUGAUGCCGGUAGCAGUUUGAACGUGACCGCUUUCCGGCUCGUCGACUCUGAAUUGCCACAUGUCAUGCGUUUCCAUAAAAAAAUGAUGCAGAAUCCCAACUACAGGGACUCCUUUAAGAAUCAAGGUACCGAGAGUUAUCUAUUCCUCGACGCUGUUACGGCACUUCUUACUAAUUACGAUCGUGCCCUACAAGAUAAACCGACGCUACUCGAAGCCUAUCUACCGCAAGAAGAUGGUUCCAAGGGAACUGUUGGUUUCAAUUGUAUGGAUCAGUCACGCUUUUUCGAGCACGGCAAGGACCUCGCCUCCCUGCUGAAACAGAUAAAACUUCCAGAAGGACAAACGGGCACAGUUGAAUUUCUCGCCGAUGGCAGUCGACUACAGCCUACUAUCGCUGUGAUCCACAGCUCACAUGUUGGACACGUUAAGUUAGGAAGCUGGUCACCUAAAAAAGGCCUUAUGCUGACCGACAAACCUGAAGCAUUACCUCAAAUCAAAGCUCCUGGUGCCAUCACACCCAACAAAGAAAUAUCUGUCGGUGGAAUACUCAGUCCACCAUAUCUGAUGUUGAAGCGUGGAAGUGACGCCGACUUCACCGGCUUGAUCCCUGAGCUGCUAGAAGCCCUCGCCAACGUAAUGCCGUUCUCAUAUAAAAUACAUGCAGUGCCACGUGGGCAAGCCGGAGCACGCACUGACAAUAACGCUUCGUGGACUGGACUUAUAUCCGAAGUAAUCAACAAAAAAGUGGAGAUUGCUAUUGCGGACAUUCCGUUGACUGCCGAUCGGCAACAGCAUGUCGAAUAUACCCAGCCUUUUCUUAUGGAUGAUUUGUCCGUUGUCGUCUCACGAAAAUCACAAGCGGGUCGACCAUCGCUUUCGAUAUGCUUCAUAACUAUCUUUUCUUGGCAAUUGUGGCUAUGCAUACUAGGUGUGUUCUUCACAUUUGUAUUGCUUGCCUAUCUCCUCAAUCGACUCGUGUCACCCCAGGAAGAAGCUGACAGCUUUGGUCGUACGUUAUGGCUUUCGGCUGGCUCAUUCCUGUGCCGCUCUCCCGGCCCCGAGGGCAGGUGCCGCGCAUCACGCUUACUACUUUUAUUCUGGUGGUUUUUUUUGGCAAUGGUUACCGUUCUUUAUGUAUCCGCAUUUGUGGCGAUCGUGCAGACUGUUGUCUUCGGCUAUGGGCCCGAUGUGUUCACUAUGAGGAAAUUUGUCCAGGAUGCGGCAAGCGGUACUGUUGACAUCGGCUACGUCAGAGACGUUGUUCCUGGUAAAGUUCUUAAGACUCCUCGAUCAGGUGAAUUCGCCACGAUCUACUCGCGGAUGCUGAGCAGCCCGCGUGGACGAGCUGUUCCAUCGGUAGAGGAUGGCGUACAUGCGGUGUCUGCCAACUUCGCCUUUCUGGGUCUGCAUUCACAGAUCGAGCCAUACCUCGAUGAUUGUUCCAAGCGUUCCUACGUCGUAUCAGCCAACUUUGCACCAUACUCGAUAAUGAUGCCCAAAAUGUCUCCGUAUCGCGAUAUGUUUAAUCAAGCAAUCGAGAGGCUUCGGGAAGCCGGCGUCUUAGCAGACCUUCGCGCUAAGUGGCUGGAUGGUCGAGUGGCACGGUGCCUCGACGAUAAGCCGAACCCAACCCCGUCACCACUCAAACUGUCGCCAGUCUUCGGAGUCUUCGCCUUCGUCAUUCUGGGAUUCGUGGUAGCUAUGCUGCUUGGCGCUGUCGAAUUUUCCCUUAAGCCAAGGCAGGAGACGGGGCAUAGCAACAAAGCCGAAGUAUGUAAUACAAGCGCCGCACAAAAAGCGCUGUGGGACAAAAAUGCGGACCAAGGUCUCCGACCAUACACACCCAAUGAUCCUGCUUUAGGCAACGAUGAGGAGCUGACUCUAAAUCAGGGUCAACUGGUAAAUGGCACCCCAAGGCAGGUUCGCGUCAUGGUGUGGGGCUGACUUUCCGCAUCGCAGCAUUACUUUCCUAUUUUGACUCCUGGGUGCCGCGUUCCACUGGAACCAUUGGAGAUGCAGUAUGCGAGGAGUUUGCCAUCCGUGCGGACAACUUAAGCUCAACAGCGUCUAGCCUUCCCUGAAACCCUCCUCCGACCGAAAACAGAUCACAUCUCGUUGGAAACAAAGCGGCUGGUUCCAUCCAGGCCCUACUGCUGAAACACCCAUCUUCAUGUACCUAUUAUGACUAACUAUAACCCAGCUCAGAAAACGCAAGGUGGCUCGACCAUGCUCCUAUUUCCUCUAUUCUCUGCGAUGCCCUCCAGAGCUUGAUAAACCCUUAACCUAGCCACGCCCCAUUCGCAAGCCAAUUUCAGUGUUAACCACAUAGCCACACACAUUUUGGUCUGUCUUGGUAAAGUAAUCGCCGAGUGGUGAGCAUUAUGGGUUGUCGGGAUGUUUAUCGACUUUUUUUGUGAUCCCAUGUAUAUACGCAGCAAUAGUCGCAAAAACGAAUGAGAAAGCAGCACUGCCAGUUGCGAAGCUGUGGCGGCUGAAACAACAGAGGCGGGCGGGAGAUACAGAGAAAAGAAAGUAACAACUAACUCGGCAAAUAAGAAAUCAUAACAAUAAUGCCAUCACCUAUAGUAGCGGUCGCAGUAGCAAAAGCCACAGCAUCAGUAGCCUUCGCUGAGAUGCUGAAGAUUACAGCCGACAUAUAUAUGUCGUGUAUUACUGUGCCGAUUUGUUUCGAAGUCUACACGGCGCUUUAUUUAUACUGUUCAAUUUUCGCUUUUAUGGAUCUAACGAAACAUAAAAGCAAGAAGAGCAAAGAUAUGGGAGGGAUGUGCGUGCGAGUGGCUAGAGAAACAUAGAGAGUGAGCAGACAAACAUUCGAGAUAAUGGACCGGGAGUUGAAGAACAGCAAGGGCGGUUGAGGAAAAAUAGGCCUCACAGAGAAAGAUGUGUAGACUAGUAAGCAACGAGGAGCGGAUUCAAGAGAGCAGCACGGUGGAAGAGAGUGAUAAAUCAUAUAGUGCAUCGUGCCGCGGCCUCAAGGAUCCGGUGUUCCGUACAGCCCAACGCCCUACCGAAUCUUGACUUUAUGUCCAAUGCCAGCUGGGUGCGGCACCGAUGUCGCACACACACACAUAUAUAUAUAUAUAUACAGCACUGACGGGGGGUAGAUUUGCCAGGCGAAGCACGUAUGCAGCUUUUAAAUACUAGUCAAAUUGACAGCGGUUCAUUCAGGUCGGUUGUACGUUACUUCUUUGCCUCAUAAGUACACGUCAUUUCUCCCGCUAGCUGACCGCCGGGUUCGCUCGUCUGCUUACUUUCAGAGUAUGAUUUGCUCUUCGAUGAUACAGCAGGAAAAAUACACAAGCAACAGUGACAAUAGCACGCGCACGGUGUCACAAGCAGAGUCGGUCGCCAGCAUCUGGCAAACUAGCAUAGCCAGCAACAAAUCAUGGAAAAGAGGGCGCUGCUGUGUACCAGCAACUUUGACGUGCAGCGAAUGAAUCGAUUCCGGCCGACCGGUUAACUAGUCGACUAGGAAGAGUCGGAAGCAGUUUGCAGCUAUAACAAAGGACCAUAGAGUAGGAAGAGCUUAGGGGAAAACAAGGUAGUCGAGGACAGCCGGUGCAAGUGGUAUAGUUCACUGAGUAGCAAAGGCGGGACGAUAGAAAUGCCGGACAACACGACGCAGUAGAUGAUAGCAAGGCACCUAACAUGUUUCCUCAACUUGAUUGACUACGUGCACACUCCACCGAUAUACGGAUCAAGAUAAUGGCCAUAUCCUCGGCACAGACACACGAACACGGAGAUGGGCAGCGAGCGAAAGGAAGACGUGUGAGUCCACAUGAUGGCUGGGUCACAAACGGCCAACGACAGCGAAAGUGGUAGGGGUCUUGAAGAGCUUGGCUUGCGAUUCGACGCACUACAACCUGCAAGUAAAUAUAUAUACAUACGCACGGGUCGGAAAGCUGCGGCGGUUUCUGAAUACAGAUACAAUUUUUUCUUAGAAACACCGCGCUAAGAAGGACCCAAGAAUAUGAAAGUGUAUGUGAGAGAGAGGCGGGUUAAAUGGAUGAACGAAUAAGUAGCAAGCGCUUGAAUGUGUCGUGAAAAAAAAAUACCAGAGCUUGUAGCUAAAGGAAAAGGAGAAACAGGGAAUGGGCAGGGUGAGAAAACUAAGCAAACGAUGCAAAGGCAGAAAAGAGAUUUGUCCCUAUCCUAAGAUGCGUACGGGAACAAUGCCGAGUUUAUACACACAUGCGUGCGUGCACGUACUGGCGAAAAACGGAGCGGUGUGGUCAGAAGGUGAUCGCAAUGAAUUUGUUAAUUAUGCUUUAGCUGUCAAACGCCUAAGAAUAUUACCACUGAGUCAACAAUGGAGGCGCUAAUUCCGAACGGAGCUAACAAAGGACAACAAAAGUCCGUGGGAUUUGAAAUGCUGGCGAUUCGACCACUGUAGGAAAAUCUGGAGAUAACUGGAAAGCCAGGUUUGCCAAACAUGUGACACAGUUAACGGAUAUAAACGAACUGAUAAGAACCGUUCGUACUUUUCCCAUAGCUCACUAAUCGCUAUAAGGCGGUUGAUGAUAAUAAUGAUGAUGCUGGUUAUACGGCUGAUGAUGAUGAUUUUUAUUAUUUCAGAGCGCAUAUAGGGACAAGACGGCUCCUGGAAUUUUUUUUGACCCGUCGACCUUUUCCUGUCACGAAAAAA